CAUCGAGGCAGACAACGACUCAAGAUCACAUCGCGCUCCCCGGAAUUGUUUCUUGGACGAAGAGAGUCUGUCCACGACGCACUAUCGUCCCUUCAUUCAGGAAGUGCACAUGCGCCCAAACAGUGGCUCCUCCGCCAAGGAGAGGCAUUCAGUUUUUUUUUUUUUUUUAACUUUAAUUGAGUCUAGCGACAAAGUGCAUCUCACAGUGAAAUUCCUGUUCAAAAAUAGACACUACACCCAGUGAAAACUACUGGAGAAUCCCUCCACGGAAUAACAUUUUGGGGAAUUCUGUAAAUAAUCUCAGUGAAUCUCUAUUUUACGCAUUUUCUCACAUUCCCACCCAUAUCGACACUAUUGUGCAAUUCCAGUUACACUGCUCGAAAAAAAUUCCCGAACAAUAUUCAAGAUUUGAGGUUUGAUUGUAAGAUACACGACUCUAUAAAAGUAGGAAAGUGAAUUGUGAAAGAAGUGAGAAAUAUAUUUAAAAAAAAAAAAACUACAGCCAAGAGAAAAGAAUUUGUAUAUCGAUAAAACAACGUGAAGAGAGAGAAGAAGAAGUAAUUGGAGUGAAAAGUAGGAAACAGAAGAAAAAUCUCGUGAAAGAAGAAAUUCAAUCAAAUCAAUCACCUCGGAGUUGUGGAUCGGAGGAAAAACAUGAAAAUGGUUUUGUCACAGCGGCAACGCGAGGAACUAAACCAAGCGAUUGCCGACUAUUUGGGCAGCAAUGGGUACACGGAUGCAUUAGAAGCAUUUCGCAAAGAGGCUGAUAUAUCCAAUGAGCUGGAGCGCAAAUAUGGUGGAUUGUUGGAGAAGAAAUGGACAUCGGUGAUCCGAUUGCAGAAGAAAGUGAUGGAGCUGGAGGCAAAGUUGUCAGAAGUGGAAAAAGAGGCACUGGAUGGGGCACCCACGAAGAGUAAGAGAACACCGGGUGAAUGGAUACCGAGGCCACCGGAGAAAUUUUCACUGAGUGGUCACAGGGCAACAGUGACACGUGUAAUUUUCCAUCCGGUGUUCAGUUUAAUGGUGUCAGCAUCGGAGGAUGCUACAAUAAAAGUGUGGGACUUUGAGACGGGUGAAUAUGAGAGAACACUCAAGGGACACACUGAUUCAGUACAAGAUAUUGCAUUUGACGCUCAGGGAAAAUUAUUGGCGUCCUGUAGUGCAGAUGUGUCCAUUAAACUCUGGGACUUUCAGCAGACAUAUGAAUGUGUUAAAACAAUGCAUGGUCACGAUCACAAUGUGUCAUCUGUGGCUUUUGUACCAGCUGGUGAUUUUGUCCUAUCUGCAUCGAGAGAUCGUACCAUCAAAAUGUGGGAAGUUGCAACUGGUUACUGCGUAAAGACAUACAGUGGCCAUCGAGAUUGGGUACGAAUGGUGCGAGUUAAUGUUGAUGGUUCCUUAUUUGCAACCUGCUCAAAUGACCACACUGUAAGAAUUUGGAUGACCAGCUCAAAAGAUUGCAAGGCUGAGCUCCGAGAUCAUGAACAUACGGUUGAGUGCAUCGCUUGGGCACCUGAGUCAGCGUCUGCGGUGAUAAAUGAGGCUGCGGGUGCUGAUAACAAGAAGGGUGCACAUCAAGGACCAUUCUUGGCUUCGGGAUCAAGGGAUAAAACAAUUUGUGUGUGGGAUAUAAACUCUGGCUUAUGUCUUUUUACGCUUACGGGUCAUGACAACUGGGUGAGAGGUCUGAUUUUCCAUCCUGGUGGUAAAUACUUGAUUUCUGCAAGUGAUGAUCGAACAAUUCGGGUAUGGGAUCUCCGCAAUAAGAGAUGUAUGAAGACCCUGUAUGCCCAUCAACACUUCUGUACAUCAGUCGAUUUUCAUCGAACACAUCCCUAUGUAAUUUCCGGAAGUGUAGAUCAAACUGUAAAAGUUUGGGAAUGUCGCUAAAUUAUCAAAUGUAAUCUCUUAGUAGAUGCUAUUUAAGAGAACUUUAUUUCUAUUUCACUUGCCACACUACAAAGACGAGCCAAGGAAGAGGGAGAAUGAGGGAGGGCGGGGAGAGGGAAGGGGAGAAAGUGCAGGAAUGAAAAUCAACAGAAUGCAAUUUAUUAUUGAUUUUCUCGCGAUUGAACGAGGAAAAGAUCAUACUCAAGGAGGACAUUUAGUCCAAUGUGAAGAUGAAGAAAAAAAAAACAAGUGAAAAUAUAAAAUUGAUCCUGAAAACAGUGAAAAAGAAAAUGAUAAAAGGAGAAUCAGAGAGAAUUGAAACCGAGGAAAAAAAUUGUGUGUAUGAAAUGCGCGUGUGUGUGUGCAGUAAUAUAUAAAAAAAAGAAUAAAUUUGAAAAUAUUUUUUAUUUUUGGGGAAGUCUUGCAAUCUUCAUACCAAACUUUUAUGAAAGAAAAUAAAAAAAUAUGAAUAAACUUUCAAUCAACAAUUUAUAUUUAAAAUAAAGAUAUUAAUAUUUAAGGAAUUUUUUUUCGUGAUUCACGAGAAAUUUCUUGAAAAUACUUUAAUAAAAAAAAAAAACAAUAUAAAAAUCGCUUUUUGAAUAAUGAUGAAGAAAGAAAAAAAUUGUUAAAUGAAGAAAAUAUUGAGAAUCGUAAUAGCUUUCAGUGUUAAACAUUUGUGGCAAUUUUUUGCUGAUUUAUCCUCAAAAGCCUCACAGAGUUAUUAUUGAAAAUAAUAAAUAAUAACUGAAAUAUUAGAUAGUGCAUUGAAUGGAGGAUAUUGAAAAAUUGUAAAAUUAAAUAAAAUUUUAACAAUAUUUCACUUUCCUGAGACUUACUAGAAGUAAUUCAUUUGCAAGCUAAACUAAAUAAUAGAAGAAAGUUUUCUGUAGAAUGUAGAAAAAACAACUCGGUGGACAAAUUUCCAAAAGUGAAAAAAUAAUAAUCAGCGCAAUUUUUAUGGUUCCCUUUUAUUUGAAGAACAAAUUAAUUUUUUCCUCCCAAUUUUCGGCCGAAAAUAACAUUUUUGUUUUCAAUGCAACUCUCAUAAAUCCUAGGAAGAUGAUAAAAUGGAAACUAUUUAUGAUUAGAGAAGCAAAACGAGGGUAAAUAUUAAACUUACUGUAAUCUAUUGUUUUAGUAGAGAUUUUUUAGGUAAUUCCUUGGAAAAAAACAAAUAGAACUUCGAAUAUGAUCUUUAGAAGAACAUAGAGAUUGCAUCUAAAAAGGCAGACAUAACAGUUACAAAAAAAAAAGAAAAAAAACGUAUUAAAAGAUACCUUUUAGAAUGACAAAGUAGUAAUUUAACUGAAGGAACAUUUUAGUUGUAAGUAAAAGAAAAAACCAAGAUUUCAAGGAGUCUUUCUUUUCACUUUUAAUUUUCUUUUGUGAAAAACGAAAUAGUGUGAAGAAAGAAGUCCUCGACUUUGAUUCAUUCUAUUUUCUCUGUAGUUUAAAUUGUCAAAGAUAAAAGAAAAACGAAAUAAUUUAAAAAAAGAUAUUUUAUUAUACUAUUUUUAUUUUGUGUGUAAUGUGAUCAAUUUUUUUCAGUCUUUUUCAACAAUGAAAGGAUUUUAACACAAAGUAGCUUUUCUUGAUUUUCUGAUCUAUACCUUAUAGAAAAAAAACCUUAGGAUUUCACAACAUGAAAGGAAAACUAUUCAUAAUGAAUCUAAAUGCAGUAUGAAAUAUAAUGAAAAAUCUAAAUACAAAAA
This is a messenger RNA of Phlebotomus papatasi, 3605 nucleotides long. It is a transcript of the gene Lis-1, whose product is annotated as lissencephaly-1 homolog. The transcript has 7 exons. Lineage: Eukaryota; Metazoa; Arthropoda; Insecta; Diptera; Psychodidae. Bases 655 to 1890 code for a protein of 411 amino acids. Gene Ontology annotation, molecular function: protein binding. The record is from RefSeq and is a predicted model, not a curated record.